This is a messenger RNA of Propithecus coquereli (Coquerel's sifaka), 3378 nucleotides long. It is a transcript of the gene BOC, whose product is annotated as BOC cell adhesion associated, oncogene regulated. Gene Ontology annotation, biological process: nervous system development; cell-cell adhesion; axon guidance. Gene Ontology annotation, cellular component: plasma membrane; axon. Bases 17 to 3367 code for a protein of 1116 amino acids. NCBI's taxonomy places the organism in Eukaryota, Metazoa, Chordata, Mammalia, Primates, Indriidae. The transcript is spliced from 18 exons. Gene Ontology annotation, molecular function: protein binding. The record is from RefSeq and is a predicted model, not a curated record.
CCCUCUGUGACACACCAUGCUGCGUGGGCUGAUGAGGACACAGAGAGGAGGGACGCCUGGGGUCACCCUGGCUUGUCUCCUCUUAACCACCGCAGGCUGCUUUGCUGACUUGAACGAGGUCCCUCAGGUCACCGUGCAGCCCGCGUCCACUGUGCAGAAGCUCGGAGGAACUGUGAUCCUGGGCUGUGUGGUGGAGCCUCCGUGGAUGAACGUAACCUGGCGCCUGAACGGGAAGGAACUGAAUGGCUCAGAUGAUGCUCUGGGCGUCCUCAUCACCCACGGAACCCUAGUCAUCACUGCCCUCAACAACCACACCGUGGGACGCUACCAGUGUGUGGCCCGGAUGCCCGCGGGGGCUGUGGCCAGUGUGCCAGCCCCUGUGACACUAGCCAAUCUCCAGGACUUCAAGUUAGAUGUGCAGCACGUGAUUGAAGUGGAUGAGGGGAACACAGCGGUCAUUGCCUGCCACCUGCCGGAGAGCCACCCGAAAGCUCAGGUCCGGUACAGCGUCAAACAAGAGUGGCUGGAGGCCUCCAGAGAUAACUACCUUAUCAUGCCAUCGGGGAACCUCCAGAUUGUCAACGCCAGCCAGGAGGAUGAGGGCAUGUACAAGUGUGCGGCCUACAACCCAGUGACCCAGGAAGUGAAAACUUCUGGCUCCAGCGACAGGCUGCGUGUGCGCCGCUCCACCGCAGAGGCUGCCCGCAUCAUCUACCCCCCAGAGGCCCAAACCAUCAUUGUCACCAAAGGCCAGAGUCUCAUCCUGGAGUGUGUGGCCAGUGGGAUCCCACCCCCACGGGUCACGUGGGCCAAGGAUGGGUCCAGUGUCACCGGCUACAACAAGACGCGCUUCCUGCUGAGCAACCUCCUCAUUGACACCACCAGUGAGGAGGACUCAGGGACCUACCGCUGCAUGGCCGACAACGGGGUCGGGGAACCCGGGGCAGCCGUCAUCCUCUACAACGUCCAGGUGUUCGAACCCCCCGAGGUCACCAUGGAGCUGUCCCAGCUGGUCAUCCCAUGGGGCCAGAGUGCCAAGCUGACCUGCGAGGUGCGUGGGAACCCCCCGCCCUCCGUGCUGUGGCUGAGGAACGCUGUGCCCCUCACCUCCAGCCAGCGCCUGCGGCUGUCCCGCAGGGCCCUGCGCGUGGUCAGUGCGGGGCCCGAGGAUGAAGGCAUCUACCAGUGCAUGGCCGAGAAUGAAGUUGGGAGCGCUCACGCCGUGGUCCAGCUGAGGACUGCCAGGCCAGGCACAACCCUGAGGCCCUGGCAGGAUGCCAGGCUGGCCACUGCCACACCUCCUGCGCCACCCCCCAGACCUGGCCGCACUGACCAGAUGCUGAGGGGCCAACCGGGGCUCUCCAGGUCCCCGCCGUCAGUGCAGCCUGCCUCCCCACAGUGCCCAGAAGAGGAGGGGCAGGCGGCACCUGCCGAGGCCCCCAUCAUCCUCAGCUCACCCCGGACCUCCAAGACAGACUCCUACGAACUGGUGUGGCGGCCUCGACACGAGGGCAGUAGCUGGGCGCCGAUCCUCUACUACGUGGUGAAACACCGCAAGCAGGUCACCAACUCCUCUGAUGACUGGACCAUCUCCGGCAUUCCGGCCAACCAGCACCGCCUGGCCCUCACCAGACUCGACCCCGGGAGCUUGUACGAAGUGGAGAUGGCAGCGUACAACUGCGCGGGCGAGGGCCAGACAGCCAUGGUCACCUUCCGAACUGGACGGCGGCCCAAACCCGAGAUCGUGGCCAGCAAGGAGCAGCAGAUCCAGAGAGAUGACCCUGGGGCCAGUCCCCAGAGCAGCAGCCAGCCGGACCACGGCCGCUUGUCUCCCCCAGAAGCUCCGGACAGGCCCACUAUCUCCAUGGCCUCUGAGACUUCAGUCUACGUGACCUGGAUUCCCCGAGGGAAUGGUGGGUUCCCGAUCCAGUCCUUCCGGGUGGAGUACAAGAAGCUCAAGAAAGUGGGAGACUGGAUCCUGGCCACCAGUGCCAUCCCUCCCUCGCGGCUGUCUGUGGAGAUCACAGGCCUGGAGAAAGGCACCUCUUACAAGUUCCGAGUGCGGGCUCUGAACAUGCUGGGGGAGAGCGAGCCCAGCGCGCCGUCCCGGCCCUACGUGGUGUCAGGCUACAGCGGCCGUGUGUACGAGAGGCCCGUGGCAGGCCCCUACAUCACCUUCACGGACGCCGUCAACGAGACCACCAUCAUGCUCAAGUGGAUGUAUAUCCCAGCGAGUAACAACAACACCCCGAUCCAUGGCUUUUAUAUCUACUAUCGACCCACGGACAGUGACAAUGAUAAUGACUACAAGAAGGAUAUGGUGGAAGGGGAUAGGUACUGGCACUCCAUCAGCCACCUGCAGCCAGAGACCUCCUACGACAUUAAGAUGCAGUGCUUCAACGAAGGAGGGGAGAGCGAGUUCAGCAACGUGAUGAUCUGUGAGACCAAAGCUCGGAAGUCUUCCGGUCAGCCUGGACGUCUCCCGCCCGCAACCCUGCCCCCGCCACAGCCACCCCCUCCUGAAACCAUAGAGCGGCCAGUGGGCGCUGGCGCCAUGGUGGCGCGCUCGAGCGACCUGCCCUACCUGAUUGUCGGUGUCGUCCUGGGCUCGAUCGUCCUCAUCAUCGUCACUUUCAUCCCCUUCUGCUUGUGGAGGGCCUGGGCUAAGCAAAAACACACAACAGACCUGGGCUUUCCUCGAAGUGUCCUCCCACCCUCCUCCUGCCAGUACACUAUGGUGCCAUUGGGAGGACUCCCAGGCCACCGGGCCAGCGGACAGCCCUACCUGAGCGGCGUCAGCGGACGGGCCUGCAGCGGUGGGGCCCCUGUGAACAGGGGCUGCCCCGCGGCGGCAAUGGGCGGCCCAGGCGCGAGACCCCAGCAGCACUGCCCCGGGGAGCUUCCGCAGCAGAGUGACACCAACAGCCUGCUGAGGCAGACCAUUCUUGGCAAUGGAUACGACCCCCAGAGUCACCAGGUCAUCAGGGGUCCCAAGUCUAGCCCAGACGAGGGCUCUUUCUUAUACACACUGCCUGAUGACUCAACUCACCAGCUGCUCCAGCCCCACCAAGACUGCUGCCGCCUCCAGGAGCAGCCAGCUGCCACGAGCCGGUCAGGCAUGAGGAGUGUCCCUGAGUGUCCUGGACUGGAAGCAACAUGGGGCCCCCCUUUUCACUCAGGGCCCCCGUGCUGCUUGGGCCUUGUACCAGUUGAAGAGGUGGACAGUUCUGACUCCUGCCAAGUGGGUAGAGGAGACUGGUGUCCCCAGCACCCCCCAGGGGCCUACGUAAGACAGGAACCUGGGAUGCGGCUCUCUCCCAGCCCACCGAUUCAUGUGUCCUUUGAAACACCACCUCCCACAGUUUAGGCAGAAGCCAA